UGAAAUUUGGCUCGCAGUUCGAAAAAUAUUUUGGCUGAUGCGACUUAUUAUUUGAUGCUGUUUGAGCAACAAUAUCUUAAAGAAAGAAUAAAGACAUCAUUUAUAAUUUCAUAAAUCACCAUGCCACGAGUGCCCCAACCAAAGAGGACAGCAGCUCAUCAGAAACUAGCUGAAGAGAAUGAGAAGUCAGGGCCUUCAGUAUAUGACAUGGAGGAUGAACCCUUGAUAACCUCCCCAGUCUCACCAAGCAGAAGCAACGAGACACCAAUCAUUCCAAAGAAUAAGAAAAGAGUAUAUGGACAGGAUGAGGAAGGGAAACAGGAUUUUGGCUCUGAAGUUCAAGAUCUUCUUAAAUGUUUUGGAGCGGACAUAAGCAAGACUGUAAUGGCAAAGCGCAAAAGACUUGAGACAUUUACAAAUGCUUCACUGAAGGCAAGCAAUAAGAAAGUGGAUGAAAUAUGGAAAGAGCAGCAUACAGAGAGGAAUAAGUUGAACGAUGAGUACAAACGCCAGUUGAGCUCUGUGUUGGCCCAGUGGGAUUCAGACCUGGAUAAAUCAAAGGAACAAGAAGAGAAAUUACAGAAUCUGUUUCGUCAACAACAGAAGAUGUUCCAACAAGCCAGAGUUGUACAAAACCAACGUUUGAAGACGAUCCGGCAGCUACAUGAACAAUAUAUGAAGGGUGUGGAUGAACUGGGCAAAUGCCACGACAACCAACACUCCAAUGUACAACAAGAGCUUAAGAAAGAAAUGGCACUACUUCAGAAGAAAAUUCUCAUGGAUACGCAACAACAGGAGAUGGCAAAUGUAAGGAAGUCACUUCACUCAAUGCUGUUCUGAUAUUUUUACUUACUCCCCCUGAAAGAGGACAAACCACUUCAUCCAAUGCUAUUCUGAUCUCUUUACAUUCCCCCUGAAAGAGGAGAUUUGUGCAGAUCUGUCUUUGCUGAGUAAAGGACUGAACAAUGCGUUAGUUAGGACUACAGAACUGUGCUUUAAGAUAUGUUUAAGAUACCACCGUCGCCAUAGGUUUGAACACUAAAAUCAAUAAAGUAAGGGCAGAUUCAGUGCACGUAAAAUGAACCAACAGGAGGCACCAAACAAUUAGAUCCCAGGGAGAUGUCAGCAGUUACAUGUAUACCUGUAUACCGACCCAAUUUUUAACUAGAUCAAAUGACUUCAAUUUUCUUUUGAUAUUACUUAGCUUAGUAACUUAAAUAUUACACGUUUACAAAAGCGAAAGCCUUUGAUGU
Molecule: messenger RNA, 1253 nt
Organism: Owenia fusiformis
Lineage: Eukaryota; Metazoa; Annelida; Polychaeta; Sabellida; Oweniidae
Source: the annotation of a GenBank genome assembly